AUGACGUCCGGAACGGCUUCACUGUACUCGAGGCAGCAGCAUCAGCCGAAGGUUGCUGGUACUUCCACUUCGUGGUCUCACUCACUCCUCCGACCCGUUGCGCUCUUCCAUGUGUCUGCCUACGCACGCGAAGUCGUCAAGGUACCGCAGAUGGCAGAGUCAAUCACCGAGGGUACGCUUAAGCAGUGGAUCAAGAAGAAAGGCGACCAUGUGAAAGAAGGCGAAGAGAUUGCAACCAUCGAGACGGAUAAGAUUGAUGUCUCUGUUAAUGCACCUGUCACAGGCACAAUUACCGAGACGAAGGCUGCAGAAGAGGACACUGUGACUGUUGGCCAAGACCUCUGCAACAUCGAGCCUGGAGAGGCGCCUGCAGAGAGUGCGUCUUCAGGCAACGGCGCAGCCAAGGCGAACGAGCAGGAGGCGGCGCCGAAACAAGAGGAGCAGAAGAAGGAGCAAGUAAAGCAGCAGCAGACACAGCAGGCUGAGAAAAAGCAGGGCGAAGAGUUGAAGAAGUCAGAGAGCAAGCCUGCGCCAUCGACAUCAGUCGGCUCAAGUGCGAGCGCCAGCGAGGGCGAGUCAUCGAAGCCCGUUGCGGGCAGCCGCGGGGAGCGGCGCGUCAAGAUGUCGCGCAUGCGCAUGCGCAUUGCCGAACGCCUCAAGCAGUCUCAGAACACUGCCGCUUCGCUGACGACGUUCAACGAGAUCGACAUGUCGUCGCUGAUCGCCUUCCGCGCGCGACACAAAGACGCCAUCCUCAAGAACGAGGGCGUCAAGCUGGGCUUCAUGUCGGCGUUCGCCAAGGCGUCUGCACUGGCGCUGCGGGACAUUCCUGCCGCGAAUGCGCGCAUCGAGGGCGAUGGGUUGGGCGACACGAUCGUCUACAGCGAGUAUGUUGACUUGAGUGUCGCCGUGUCGACCGAGAAGGGGCUUGUUACGCCCAUUGUGCGCAACAUCGAGGGCAUGACUCUCAUCGAGAUCGAGCGAGAGAUCGCCCGACUCGGCAAGAAGGCGCGCGACAAUAAGCUCACGCUCGAGGACAUGUCCGGCGGGACGUUCACCAUCUCCAACGGCGGCGUCUUCGGCAGCCUGUUUGGCACGCCCAUUCUCAACCUACCCGGCAGCGCCAUCCUCGGCAUGCACGCCGUUAAGGACAAGCCAUGGGUUGUCAACGGCAAGGUGGAGAUUCGCCCGAUCAUGGUCGUCGCGCUUACGUACGACCACAGGCUGCUUGAUGGCCGCGAGGCUGUCACAUUCCUCGUCAAGCUCAAGCAGUACCUAGAAGACAUGCCGAGCAUGCUGCUCUAA
Tilletiaria anomala UBC 951 is the source of this 1305-nucleotide messenger RNA. RefSeq names its product dihydrolipoamide succinyltransferase. Gene Ontology annotation, biological process: tricarboxylic acid cycle. Gene Ontology annotation, cellular component: oxoglutarate dehydrogenase complex. Gene Ontology annotation, molecular function: dihydrolipoyllysine-residue succinyltransferase activity. NCBI's taxonomy places the organism in Eukaryota, Fungi, Basidiomycota, Exobasidiomycetes, Georgefischeriales, Tilletiariaceae. The coding region runs from base 1 to 1305 and encodes 434 amino acids. The transcript has 3 exons. The record is from RefSeq and is a predicted model, not a curated record.